UAGGUCAUCAAUUUGCCUACAACGAAAACCCCUACCUCUGCAGCGGUUAAGUGGGAGGUGGUGUCCAUUUUAUUUACAACACUAAAUAUUACGUUUCUCAUAUUUUACUGGCGUAAAAAUCAUUAAAGAGGGGCCUUUAGUUUCCCGAGAUGAGCAGUUCAGAGGAAGUGUCAUGGAUCUCCUGGUUCUGUGGACUGAGGGGAAACGAGUUUUUCUGUGAGGUGGAUGAGGACUACAUCCAGGACAAGUUCAACCUGACUGGGCUCAAUGAGCAGGUUCCCCACUACCGCCAGGCCCUGGACAUGAUCUUGGACCUAGAACCAGAUGAGGAGCUGGAGGACAACCCCAACCAGAGUGACCUCAUAGAGCAGGCAGCAGAGAUGCUCUACGGGCUGAUCCACGCACGAUACAUCCUCACCAACAGGGGCAUCGCUCAGAUGUUGGAGAAGUAUCAACAGGGGGACUUUGGCUACUGCCCCCGCGUCUAUUGUGAGAACCAGCCCAUGCUACCCAUUGGUCUGUCAGAUAUCCCAGGCGAGGCUAUGGUGAAGCUGUACUGCCCUAAGUGUAUGGACGUGUACACGCCCAAGUCCUCCCGGCACCAUCACACGGACGGGGCCUACUUUGGCACUGGAUUCCCCCACAUGCUCUUCAUGGUGCACCCCGAGUACAGGCCCAAGAGGCCCGCCAACCAGUUUGUGCCGAGGCUUUAUGGAUUCAAGAUCCACCCCAUGGCCUACCAGCUUCAGCUGCAAGCAGCCUCCAGCUUCAAGAGCCCUGUCAAAGCCAUCCGCUAAAGCCCAGAGAGAGAAAGAGGGGAAGAAAGGGAGAGAAGAGGAUGAUUAUGAGAGGACGGGUCAUCUACACAAAGCUCCAUACAGAUGCCUCCUCCCCGUCCUGCAGACUUUAUUAUUUGGUUUAGGUUAGGACGAUUGAGAACAAUGUGUAAAAAAUUAAGUGUGAGCGAGACAAAAACACACCGCUUCGAUCCCAAACCCUCACACACACACACACACACACCUACACCUACACAUGUACACAUACACUUAGGAUUUCAUGCAUCUAUGUUACCAAACUCACCAGUGCCAAAACAGAAAAGGGGGAGGGGAAGAAAGUCCAUGGAUGUUAUUGGAUUUGACUCUACUAUUUCCUUUUGUGAUAUUAGCCCAUUUUGCCCCUAUGAACUCUCAACGUUCUGUUGUUUUCUGUCCUGUCUUUGGCACAGUUUGGUAAAGGGUCGUGGUAGACCAUCACCACUGGUUGAAUAACAAUCCCUGCUCUACCCCCAUAUGUAUGUACACUGGCUGGCUCUCACAGAUACUGCUUGGUUGAUGAUAAGGACUAAAUCUGUCACUAAGGGUGUUGCCAUUUCACCUGCUUCUGUAAACUAUUGUUUUACCAAGGCACUCACUCAGGCUUGUAUCAGUCUUUUAUUGAGUGACACUUACUUAAGCCACUGUGUCAAGGCGGUCAUUCACAAUAGUGUUCUGUCAAAUUUCUCUUAAACUAAGAAACGCACAGGCGCUGUGAUUUGUGGUUUACAGGAAGUGCACGUCUAGGACAUAUUAGAGCUUUGAAUUUGUACAUGUACGACGUAGGAUAGACAAGAAUAAACCUGAAAUGAAUUAAAUGUUCUAGAAUGGCCCAGAAAAGACAUAACAACACACCUGCUGUCUCUGUGUGUCACCCAAAAUAACAGUCCUGUUUGUGCUGGUACAGCACGGUGAGAAUGUCGGCUCUGUCACUGUCACGUGUUGCUGGGCUAGUAUCACUGCAACAGGACACAUCUCUCUCCACAACUGUACUGACUUGACUGGUGUCCCUCCACAUAUUAUAGUAUAAUUAUUUAUGUAAAAUAUAGCGACAGAAAAUCAGCUUCUAUUUGGGGAGGUUUUUUGUUUGUGAUGCAGUAGGGGUUUCAUCACCCUACUGCACAUGUACUUUUGAGUCCUUGUGGCAAAAAGUAGAAUGCUUGAUAUAUGUUUUGAUUUCAGAACAAUAAGGAUGGAUUUGUCAAGAUUAUAAUUAAUGUAUGUCUGUGUGUUUUUUUGCAACCGUGGAAGAGUGACCAGGAUUCAGAAUUCUCAAUAAACAUUCUCUUUUUAUACAA
This is a messenger RNA of Coregonus clupeaformis (lake whitefish), 2110 nucleotides long. RefSeq names its product casein kinase II subunit beta. The transcript has 7 exons. The record is from RefSeq and is a predicted model, not a curated record. Gene Ontology annotation, cellular component: cytoplasm; protein kinase CK2 complex. The coding region runs from base 150 to 797 and encodes 215 amino acids. Lineage: Eukaryota; Metazoa; Chordata; Actinopteri; Salmoniformes; Salmonidae. Gene Ontology annotation, molecular function: protein kinase regulator activity.